Messenger RNA from Octopus bimaculoides (California two-spot octopus), 2756 nucleotides. RefSeq names its product transmembrane protein 145. Gene Ontology annotation, biological process: G protein-coupled receptor signaling pathway; response to pheromone. Lineage: Eukaryota; Metazoa; Mollusca; Cephalopoda; Octopoda; Octopodidae. The record is from RefSeq and is a predicted model, not a curated record.
AGGUAGGGCAAUAGAUAGACAGAUAGAUGAAUGACUGCUUCAUAUUUAGAUUGAUCAAUAGAGAGAAGAAUGUGAAAGAGCAUCAGAAAAGUAACUGACGUUCAGAAACAAAAGAGAAAGGGGGCAAAGACACGAGAAAAAAAGAAAGAGAGGAGAACGCACAAAUGACAGAAAGUGAAAGAGAAAAAGAGAGGGAAAACGGUGAGGUGUGAGUGUCGUGGAGUUUUCUUAGCGGCCAUUGUUGCGUUUGAUGCAUUUCUCUAUCAUAUUGGACGAUGUUAGCUGUAAAGUACAGAGAUGAGUGGACCGAACUGUCCAUGUUUUAAUUGCCUUACUACAAGCUCAGACUCGCUUUAACCAGACUCUACUUAACGACAAAACUUCAUUAUAUAACAGAAGAAUAACAGUAGAGCAAUGACAUAGAAAAUGGCGAAACAUUUCAAAUGAGGGACCUUGGUGUUGCCUUGAAGGAAACCGUUGAAUGGACUUUUCGCUUCAGCUCCAACAUGAACAAAAAAUGUUACUGCUUGUGGCUCUGUCUUCUGGUUGUUUCCUGUAGCAAAUGCGUUGACAUGAAGCGUGUUACUGGACAUUUAGUCACCAAGGAAAACUGGAAAUUCCUGACUCGCUUUUGCUUUUUGUCCGGAGAUGAUCAGAACCGUCUUGGCUCAGUACAGUAUUCCUUCCAGUUUCCUGCUAGUUACCAGGGUAUGCAGCUGUAUUUCUACUUUGAUGACCAAUGGAAGGAGAUUUACGACAGUGAAAAGACAUGUGAAGACAAGGUAUCUGUACUGCAGCCUGAUUACUUCCAAAUUAUUGACCUGUCUGAAGACUAUGAAUGGUCAGGAUGUCAGCUGAUGAACCAUAGUGGCUACAGUUACAAUAAAUGUGAUGGAAUCAGGUUCUUCCGGUCGAUCAGACCACGUUGGUGGUUCAUCACUGUUGGACGAUGUAAACCAGUUAACAACAAUGGUAUCAAUCUCACCUACUACCUACACCUGACCAAUGGUAAUCUUGGGGAUUAUUUCCACAGGGAACUGUCUGCUGACCAAUUUACUAUUCUAGAAGUGGACAUAGCAUUUCUGAUCUUCUUUGUCAUCUUGGCCUGUGUUGCUGUUGUCUUUUCUAUAAUCCUCCGUAACCGUCAGCUCUACCACUCCACUUACAAGAUGUUCAUCUUCUCUAUAAUGAUGUAUAUUGGCUUCCUAUUUUUCAUCUGUAUUCAUUAUGGCAAGUACGCAGAGACUGGCAUUGAGAAAAGGGAGUAUAAAAUAUUGGCCUACAUAUGCCAAGCUGUCAGUGUGAUGACUUUCCAGUUGAUGUUAAUUCUUCUUGGCAAAGGGUUCACCAUUACAAGGGGUUACAUCAGUCAAAUAGGCUCCAUCAAGGUUGCUGUAUUCAUGACAGUCUAUGUUUUCAUCUAUGUUGGAAUAUUCAUCUGGGAAGCUGAGUUUUUUGAUCCUGGCAUUGUGCUGUACCGCUAUGAAAGCCCUCCUGGUUAUGGGCUGAUUGGUAUGCGAGUUGUUGGAUGGUUGUGGUUUUGCUAUGCCAUUGUUACGACAAUCAAGCAUCACAUUGAAAAACUAUCUUUUUAUAUUUUCUUCUUUUUUGUUUUUACGCUCUGGUUCUGGGCUACUGUGAUAACAUUUCUUGUUGCUAAUAAUGCAGUUCCUUGGCAUUUGAGGGAGAAAAUUGUCAAUGGAGUUGAGAUAUUUAUUGACUUUUAUGCACAUUUAGUGUUUUUGUUCCUCACCAGUCCUGUCUUGAUCAACAGAAUCUUCCCAUUUCACAUCAAAACCUCUCAAAUUUGUCCAGUUGAAGAUGGUGACUGUAUAUCUGGAGGAGGAGAGGGUGAUAUACAAAAUAUCCAACUAUCAACUGUGUCUCAUUCAUAUAUCAUGGACCGAGGACCAAACAUAGCCAAUUUAUUUGUUACCAGUCACACACUCUCUACAAAACCUGGUCAAACUGCAGUGUCCCCUGAGAGUCUUCUCACAAGACCAGUGAUGCCGCUUCCAGCUACAAGUGUUAGCUCAAGAGACACAUCCCUUACAGAUGUCCUUCCUCCUGGUGCAAGGAAACCAUCACCUCCACCAUCCUAUGAUGUGCUCUUUAAGGCCAAAGGUGGCAGCUAAAAGUUGGUUAAAAAAAAAAAGAAAAGGAACUAAAAAUAAAUGAAGAGAGAGUUAUGCUUUUUCAGGAUGAAAACUGGACAAUCUCUACAUGGCCUUUGGUAGUGUGGUUAAAUAUUUUUCCUCCUAGAUUUCUCAUAACACUAUAUAAUUCAAUCUAGCCUACAUUGCUUGGCUAAAAGUAUGGAAGGGACAGGGUGACAUUUGUCCUCUUUAUUUUAAUGAAAGUUUUUUUUAAUACAUAUUUCAGUUUUUUUUUUUAUUUGCAAAAAUAUAAUUUUUCAGAUGAGAUUAUUUAAUGUGAACCAACUGUGACAAUGAGGAAUUUGUACCUUCCAACAUCAUCAGAAGUGGUGUUAAAAUCUUUGCAACGAUCUAUGCAUAAUAUGCACAUUAAAAACAAAAGUCUAUAUAUAUAUAUAUACAUACAAUUUUUUUCUGGUGAAGGAACUUAUCUGAACUAUGGUAGGUUAAAGAAAAAUGACCUGUAUUCCUUGAUCUUUGCUUUCUAACCUUCUUUUGUUUAGUCCUGUCUUUUUUUAUUGUUCUGAGUUCAAAUCUUACUGGGGUUGUCUCUGCCUUUCAGUCUUCCAAGGGUUGAUAAAAUAAAUACAAGUAAUAUGC